CAGACAGAGGUUCUUCUUUGUGACUGAAACUUCAAAACUAAAUUCAAGGAAAGUACACUAUUCUGAAGCUUUCUUCAACAUAGUUUUUCAAUAAAAUUUGAACAACUGAUUCUUCUGUAGCAACUUCGUGAAGCUACAUCAAAGGAAUCUAUGGAAUCUGAACAUCAUAAUUUGAAAACAGCACCAUCAUUGUCUUUAGGAAGAUUUCAUAUUUCUGAAGAGUAUGGCUUUCUUCUUCCAAAUCCACUGAAAGAACUUCCAGAUCAUUAUAAGCCUUGGAUGGAAAUUGCCAAUAAACUUGCUUACCUGAUUGAAAGUCACCAGCUUCGAGCUCAAGUAAAAAGGAUGCCAUUAUUGAAUUGCCAGUUUCUUAGAGACUAUCCAGAACAGCGCCUGGCCCAUUUGGUUCUUAGUCUUAUUACUAUGGGAUACAUCUGGCAGGAAGGAGAAACAAAGCUUGAUGAGGUCCUGCCACGCAAUCUGGCCCUUCCACUUACUGAGGUCUCCAGAAGUGUGGGUCUCCCUCCUAUUCUGGUUCACUCUGACUUGGUGCUGGCAAACUGGACUAUGAAGGACCCUGAGAGUAACUUGGACAUCAUUGUCUCAUUUCCUGGGGGAGAAAGCCUGCGUGGUUUUGUGCUGGUGACAGUUCUGGUGGAGAAAGCAGCAGUACCUGGGAUUAAGGCACUUGUUCAGGCAGUCAAUGCCAUCUUGAAGCCGAACCAAGACUUCUUGCUCCAAAGCCUACAGCAAUUAAGACUCUGCAUUAAGGACAUGACCAGAACAUUGGGACAAAUGCAUGAUUAUGUAGAUCCAGACAUAUUUUAUGCAGUCAUCCGAAUCUUUCUCUCCGGAUGGAGAGAUAAUCCUGCCUUGCCUAGGGGGGUGAUAUAUGAAGGAGUCUCCAAAGAGCCCCAGACAUACUCUGGAGGUAGUGCAGCUCAGAGCACAGUACUUCAUGCCUUUGAUGAAUUCUUAGGCAUUCAUCACAGCAAGGAAAGUGCUGAUUUUCUGUAUAGAAUGAGAGACUACAUGCCUCUGUCCCAUAAGGCUUUUGUAGAAGAAAUCCGCCUGGCUCCCUCACUAAGAGGCCAUAUCCUGUCUUCUGGAGUUGACCAACUUCUGAGGGCCUACAAUCAGUGUAUAGAGGCCCUAGUAGAGCUGCGUAACUACCACAUCAACAUAGUAGCAAAAUACCUCAUCACAGCUUCAGCCAAAGCAAAGAUAAGGACAUCAGGCCAGCUUCCCGAGCCACCCCAAGCCUUAGAAGAGAGAGGCACUGGUGGAACAGCAGUUUUGAGGUUCCUAAAGAGUGUCAGAGAUAAGACCUUGGAAGCAAUACUCCACCACAGUGGUUAGAAAGGGGACAUGUCAUCAGAAAUACAAAUCUAGCAAAUCAAUAGAGAUUUCUUCUUACUCUCUCCUCCCCUUGAAGGACAGGUGGGCCUGCAGAAUAGCAGUCAGGACUAAAUCUGACCUCUCCCUUAUUCAUAGUUAUACUGUGCCCAACACCAUUUCCUUCCUUAUUGAGAGCUAUUCCUUUUAACAGAGGGAUAUUUUCAUGGCUGUAAACAUUCCAUUCCCUAACCUAUUGUUUACCAGUCAUUGGUUAAGAGCAAUUGGACAUCCUGUUAAUCAGAACCCCACAGAGGAAAGUGGUAGAAAAACAGUUUAAAAUUCAAAAGCCAAAUAAAAUUGCUUAUGUAUAGAUUACCUUGUAGAUUUUCCUGAACACAAAUGAAAUAUUCAUGCAUCCAUUCACUUACUGAACAGCUUAUUAAAUUCCUGUUGA
Messenger RNA from Erinaceus europaeus (western European hedgehog), 1792 nucleotides. It is a transcript of the gene IDO2, whose product is annotated as indoleamine 2,3-dioxygenase 2. Lineage: Eukaryota; Metazoa; Chordata; Mammalia; Eulipotyphla; Erinaceidae. The record is from RefSeq and is a predicted model, not a curated record. Gene Ontology annotation, molecular function: heme binding; indoleamine 2,3-dioxygenase activity; metal ion binding. The coding region runs from base 151 to 1359 and encodes 402 amino acids. Gene Ontology annotation, cellular component: cytoplasm. Gene Ontology annotation, biological process: 'de novo' NAD+ biosynthetic process from L-tryptophan. The transcript has 9 exons.